CUCGUCUACCACUUCUUCAACUAUAACAUCAACCACUUCGACCACCACAAAAUCAACAAUGUCUACCAACGCUGCAUCAACUCUCUCUCGACCACCACCACUUCAACUACCUCUACCACCACCACAUCAACUACAUCUAUUACAACAUCGACUGUCUCUGCAACCUCCACAUCAGCUACCUUUCCCACCACCACAUCUUCCUCUACUACCACAACAUCAACUUCCUCUACCACCACAAUAUCAGCUACGUCUGCCACUACAACAUCAAGUACUUCUCCCACCACAACAAUUACCUCUACAACUUCAUCUACCACUUCAACCAUAACAUCAGCUACCUCGACCACUACAAAAUUAAGUACCCCUACAACAACAAAAUCAACUACGUCUACCACAACUCCAACUAACACGGCCACCACAAUAUCUACUUAUUCGGCAACCUCACCAUCAACAACCACAACCACAAAAAAAUCUACAUCAGUUUCACCGACCACCAGAAAAUCUACAUCUACUUCGACCACCAAAAAGUCUACAUCGACCACCCCAUCCACCAAAAAAUCUACAUCAACUACCAGGACCACCAAAAAAUCUAUAUCAUCUACCCUGACCACCAACAAAUCUACAUCAUCUAAAUCGACCACCAAAAAAUCUACAUCGUCUACCUCGACCACCACAAAAUCUACAUCAACUACCAGGACCACCAAAAAAUCUACAUCUGUUCCAACCACUAAAAAAUCUACAUCUACUCAGAUCGCCAAAAAAUCUACAUCAUCUACUCGGACCACCAAAAAAUCUACAUCGUCUUCCCCGACCACCAAAAAACCAACAUCAUCUACCUCAACCAUAAAAUCUACAUCAACCACCCCAACCACCAAGAAAUCUACAUCUGCCCCUGCCACCAAAAAAUCUACAUCAUCUAUCCCGACCACCAAGAAAUCUACAUCAUCUACCCCAACCACCAAAAAAUCUUCCUCUACCUCGACCACCACAAAAUCUACAACUACACCGACCACCAAAAAAUCUACAUCUUCUACCAAGACCACCAAAAAAUCUACGUCAUCUACCUUGUCCACGACAAAAUCUACAUCAACUACCUCGACCACCACAAAAUCUACGUCAACUCUUCCUCCACACUAUCAACUACAUCUUCCUCCACAGCACCCAACUUCAUCUACCACCACAACAUCAACUGCUUUUACCACAACAUCAACUACCUACAUCACCACAAUAUCAGUUUCCUCUUCCACCACAAUUUCAAGUUCCUCGUCGACUGUAACAUCAAGUACCUUUUCCACUGAAACAUCAUAUACCUCUACCACUGCAAUAUCAAGUUCCUCAACGAUUGUAACAUCUAGUGCCUCAACGAGUGUAACAUCAAGAACGUCUCCCUCGUCAUCAACUACCACUAGCGCCACAGUAUCAACUACCUCUCUCACUAUCACAUCAAGUACUUCUCCUGCCACAACAUCAAUUACCUUUACAACCUCAACAUCUACGACUUCUUCCACCAUAACAUCAGCUACCUCUUCCACCAUAACAUCAUCCACCUUGACCACCACAAAAUCAACUAUCACUUCCAACAUUACAACUACAUCUCUCACUACAUCAUCUAAGUCUUCCUCUACUUCAACUAUCUCUUCCACCACAUUAUCAACCAUCACAUCAACUUCCUUUAGAACUACAUCAGCUUCGUCUACUACCAUAACAUCAACAAUCUCUACAACAACUUCAUCAACUACCUUUCUCACCACUUCAUCAACUACGUCUUCCAUUACAUCGUCAAGCACCUCGAUCACCAUAUCGACUAUAUCUACUGCAUCAUCAACUACCUUUUCGAGUGAAACAUCAAUUACCUCUUCAACUACAACAUCAACUUCUUCUACUACCAUAUCAACUACCUCUUCCUUCGUAUCAACUGCUUCUCGCCCCAAAUCAACUACCUCGACAGCCACAAAAUCAACUAUCUUUUCAACCGCAAAAUCGACUAUGUCUACCACCAAAACAUCAACUAUGUCGACGACAUCAACACUAAUUUCAACCAUGUCACCCACCACUACAUCAACUUCUCCUCCUAUCAGCACAUCUAUUGCCACUAUCUCAUCAACCACCACACUAUCAACUACGUCUCUCACCACACCAUCAAUUUCUUCUUCCACCACAAUAUCAACUACUUUUACCACAACUGCAUCAACUCUGUCUACCACCUCUACUUCAAUUUCGUCUUCUGCUACAACAUCAAGUACCUCUACCACCACAUCAGCUACCUUUAUUACCACAAUGUCAACUACCUCUUCCAUUAAAACAUCGACUACCUCUUCAACUUUAACAUCAACUCCCUCUACCAUCAUAACAUCAAGUACCUCUUACACCACAAUAUUAAAUUCCUCUAUCCCAACCACAUCAACAUCAACUACAUCUAUUAAAAUAUCGACUGUCUCUACCACCUCCAUAUCAACCACAUCAUCUUCCUCUACUACAAUAUCAUCUACCUCUACCACCACAAUAUCAAGUACCUCUUCGACGAUAACAUCGAGAAGCUCUUCAACACCAUCAUCAACUCCCUCUACCAUCUCAUUUUCAACCACCUCUACCCCCACCACAUCAACUACAUCUAUUAAAACAUCGACUGUCUCUACCACCUUCAUAUCAACUACAUCUCACACCACCACAUCAUCUUCCUCUACCACCACAAUAUCAAGUACCUCUUCGACGAUAACAAGAAGUACCUCUUACUCUACAUCAUCUCCCUCCACCACCUCAUUAUCAACUACCUCCGCCACCACCACAUCAACUACUUCUGCCACCACAACAUCAACUGUGUCUACCAUCAUAAUAUCAAGUACCUCUUCAACCACAAUAUCAACUACCUCAGCCACCGCCACAUCAACUACGCUUAUAACAACAUCAACUAUCUCUUCCACAACCACAUCAUCUUCCUCUACCACGAUAAUAACAAGAACUUCUUCCACAAUAACAUCAAGUAACUAUUCCACUACAAGAACUACUUCUACCACAACAAUAUCAUCUACAUUUGCCAGUACCACAUCUAAUACUUCUGCCACAACAUCAAUUACCUCUUCAAUCUCGUUUACCACUUCUUCAACUAUAACAUCAACCACUUCAACCACCACAAAAUCAACAAUGUCUACAACCGCUGCAUCAACUCUUUCGACCACCACCACAUCAACUACCUCUACCACCACCACAUCAACUACAUGUAGUACAACAUCGACUGUCUCUGCAACCUCCACAUCAGCUACCUCUCCCACCACCACAUCUUCCUCUACUACCACAACAUCAACUUCCUCUACCUCCACAAUAUCAGCUACAUCUGCCACUACAACAUCAAGUACUUCUCUCACCACAACAAUUACCUCUACAACUUCAUCUACCACUUCUUCAACCAUAACAUCAGCUACCUCGACCACCACGAAAUUAAGUACCCCUACAACAACAAAAUCAACUACGUCUAACACAACUCCAACUAACUCGGCCACCACAAUAUCAACUUCUUCGGCAACCUCACCAUCAACAACCUCAACCACUAAAAAAUCUACAUCAGUUUCACCGACCACCAGAAAAUCUACAUCAUCGUUCCCUACCACCACAAAAUCUUCAUCAUCUAACCUGUCCACCAAAAAACCUUCGUCUACCCCGACCACCAAAAAAUCUACAUCUACUUCGACCACCAAAAAGUCUACAUCCACCACCCCAUCCACCAAAAAAUCUACAUCUACCUCGACCACCAAGAAAUCUACAUCAUCUACAUCGACCACCAAAAAAUCUACAUCAACUAUCCCAACCACCAAGAAAUCUACAUCUACCCCUGCCACCAAAAAAUCUACAUCAUCUAUCCCGACCACCAAGAAAUCUGCAUCAUCUACUUCAACCACCAAAAAAUCUUCCUCUACCUCGACCACCACAAAAUCUACAACUACCCUUACCACCAAAAAAUCUACAUCUUCUACCAAGACCACCAAAAAAUCUACAUCAUUUACCUCGACCACCAUAAAAUCUACAUCAACUACCCAGACCACCAAAAAAUCUACAUCAUCUACUUUGUCCACGACAAAAUCUACAUCAACUACCUCGACCACCACAAAAUCUACGUCAACUGCCUCUACCACCAAAACACCUUCCUCUACUAUCAGCACAUCUACUGCCACUGUAACAUCUACAAAAACUUUCACCACAAUAUCAACUCUCUCUACCACCACCGCAUCAACUUCUUCCACAACGUCAACUACUUCUAUCAAAUCAACUUCUUCCACCACAUUAUCAACUACCUCUACCACCACUCCAUCAACUCCCUCUACCACCACUACUCCAACUACGUCUUCCACUAUAACAUCAAAUACAUCUACCACCACAAAAACUACCUCUACCACAACAACAUCAACUUCUCCUAUCAGCACAUCUACUGCCACUAUAACAUCAACAGCUUCCUCCACACCAUCAACUUCAUCUACCUCCACAACAUCAACUGCUUUUACCACAACAUCAACUACCUAUAUCACCACAAUAUCAUACCUCAACGAGUGUAACAUCAAGAACGUCUCCCUCAUCAUCAACUACCACUAG
Molecule: messenger RNA, 4578 nt
Organism: Cherax quadricarinatus
Lineage: Eukaryota; Metazoa; Arthropoda; Malacostraca; Decapoda; Parastacidae
Source: RefSeq, a predicted model, not a curated record